UCUGCGGUGAGGACCGCGGGGAAGCCGCCCGCUCGCGCCCUCCUUUGUGUGCGCGGCCGCGGCCGCGGCGCUGGGCCUGCGCCGUGCUCCCCAACGCCCCGCGCCGCCUUCGCCCCCGGGGCGCCGGGCCUCCACAGCAAGAUGGCAACCCCGGCGGCCGUUAACCCUCCGGAAAUGGCCUCAGACAUCCCUGGAUCGGUGACCUUGCCCGUUGCCUCCAUGGCGGCCACUGGACAGGUGAGGAUGGCAGGGGCCAUGCCUGCUCGUGGAGGAAAGCGGCGUUCCGGAAUGGACUUUGAUGAUGAAGAUGGUGAAGGUCCCAGUAAAUUUUCAAGAGAGAAUCACAGUGAGAUUGAGCGGCGCAGACGGAACAAGAUGACUCAAUAUAUCACGGAGCUCUCAGACAUGGUCCCCACCUGCAGUGCCUUGGCCCGUAAACCGGACAAGCUCACCAUUCUCCGCAUGGCUGUCUCACACAUGAAGUCCAUGAGAGGCACAGGAAACAAGUCUACAGAUGGUGCAUACAAGCCUUCCUUCCUCACGGAGCAGGAAUUGAAGCACCUCAUCCUUGAAGCAGCUGAUGGAUUUCUGUUUGUAGUGGCUGCUGAGACAGGGCGAGUGAUUUAUGUGUCUGAUUCUGUCACCCCUGUUCUGAACCAGCCCCAGUCAGAGUGGUUUGGGAGUACCCUCUAUGAACAAGUGCAUCCUGAUGACGUGGAGAAGCUGAGAGAGCAGCUGUGCACCUCAGAGAACUCAAUGACAGGCCGGAUCCUGGACCUGAAGACGGGGACGGUCAAGAAAGAAGGGCAGCAGUCAUCCAUGCGGAUGUGCAUGGGUUCCCGGCGCUCCUUCAUCUGCAGGAUGAGGUGUGGAAAUGCUCCCUUGGAUCACCUGCCCCUUAACAGAAUAACCACCAUGAGGAAAAGGUUCAGGAAUGGCCUUGGCCCUGUGAAAGAGGGUGAAGCUCAGUACGCCGUGGUCCACUGCACAGGGUACAUCAAGGCCUGGCCGCCUGCAGGAAUGACCAUUCCUGAUGAAGAUGCUGAUGUGGGACAAGGCAGUAAAUACUGCCUUGUAGCAAUUGGGAGACUCCAGGUGACCAGCUCUCCAGUGUGUAUGGAUAUGAACGGGGUGUCGGUGCCCACAGAGUUCUUGUCCCGACAUAACUCUGACGGGAUCAUCACGUUUGUGGACCCAAGAUGCAUUAGCGUGAUUGGCUACCAACCCCAGGAUCUUCUAGGAAAGGACAUUUUGGAAUUCUGCCACCCUGAGGAUCAGAGUCAUCUGCGUGAGAGCUUCCAGCAGGUGGUGAAGCUGAAAGGCCAAGUGCUGUCGGUCAUGUACCGGUUCCGCACCAAGAACCGGGAGUGGAUGUUGAUCCGCACCAGCAGCUUCACCUUCCAGAACCCUUACUCCGACGAGAUUGAGUACAUCAUCUGCACCAACACCAAUGUCAAGCAGCUUCAGCAACAGCAGGCGGAACUGGAAGUACACCAGCGAGAUGGGUUGUCAUCAUAUGACUUAUCCCAGGUCCCUGUCCCUAAUCUACCUGCUGGUGUUCAUGAGGCUGGGAAAUCUGUGGAAAAAGCAGAUACAAUCUUCUCCCAGGAAAGAGACCCUCGGUUUGCUGAAAUGUUUGCAGGCAUCAGUGCAUCGGAGAAGAAGAUGAUGAGCUCUGCCUCAGCUGCAGGCACCCAGCAGAUCUACUCCCAAGGGAGCCCAUUCCCCUCCGGGCACUCAGGCAAGGCCUUCAGCUCCUCAGUGGUUCAUGUGCCUGGAGUGAACGAUAUUCAGUCCUCCUCCUCAACUGGGCAGAACAUAUCCCAGAUCUCCCGGCAGCUGAACCAGAGCCAAGUGGCAUGGUCCGGGAACCGUCCACCCUUCCCAGGACAGCAAAUCCCAUCCCAGUCCAGCAAGACCCAGACGUCUCCCUUUGGGAUUGGAACGAGCCAUGCUUACCCAGCAGACCCCUCUUCCUACAGCCCUCUGUCGAGCCCCGCGACCUCCUCGCCGAGUGGGAGUGCUUACUCCAGCCUUGCCAACAGGACUCCAGGGUUCGCUGAAAGUGGACAAAGUAGCGGGCAGUUCCAGGGGCGGCCCUCGGAAGUCUGGUCACAGUGGCAAAGCCAGCACCACGGUCAGCAGAGCGGUGAGCAGCACUCCCACCAGCAGCCCGGUCAGACUGAAGUGUUCCAGGACAUGCUGCCCAUGCCCGGAGAUCCGACCCAGGGGACUGGCAACUAUAACAUCGAGGACUUUGCUGACCUUGGCAUGUUUCCACCCUUUUCCGAGUAGCUGUGGGCAGAGUGAUGCUCCCUCUGUGCAGUGCCACACUCGUUCUGCGACAUUGCCACCCCCGUGAGCGAGGUCUCCCAUACCCAGCUUGCCUAGCACAGGAUCCCCCAUACCACAGGCACCUUUGCCCUCUAAAUUCUCCCAGGCAUGGCCUUCCUCCAUUCUAACGUGCAGCCAAGGGUUUUAGCCACUGACCAGGGGCCCUCCUAGGCACUGGAGAAUCGCCUGUAUUUAUUGUGUUCUAUCUGGAUGUGCUCAGGAGGUGGGCUGAUUGUGUCCUGGUGUUUGGUUGUGAAUAAUCUCUUAGUGGACCAUUUAUCAUUUAUACUCCUAAAAAGUUCAGUUAGGAUCCAGAUGGACACCGCAGGCCUGCCUAAGAGCAGAAAUCAAAGCUUCCUCUUGCUUUUCACAUCUGCUCUGGGGGUGGGAGGGGUCCACAGGGGCUGGAAAAGUGGCAAGUGGGAUACAGAGCCUGGAAGCAAGGAGCCCAGGGACAUUGCCUGCUUGGCCACCCCCACCACGCUCUGCGGUGGGCUGGUUGUGCCCUGGGGUCUGGGAACCUUGUACAGUGAGCCCCGAACUUCCGUCCUGAUGGCUGUGUUGUGCUGUGUCUGUCCUGUGUGGUCAGAGUGAGUGUGUAGCAUCCAGAGUCUAGUGAGUGUGAGAACAGUAAUGGGCAACCCCACCUCAUCCAGCAGCCCCUUGACCCACAUGAGCAAGGCCUGAGAGCCGGGCUGAGAGGCUGAGCCUGGCAAGCUGGCUCUCAGCACUGCUGCUCAGAGUCAAGGCUGGUGACCUGUUCCUUUAGAAGUCCUUACUUAAAAGAUUCCUACUAAAGAUCCAGGUGUCUCUUCAAAAAGCCAGUCCUUCCUCCUCCCUGAACCCCACGGAACCACUGGGCCUCUGAGCAUCUAUGUCCUGAUUCCAUGUAGGUGACUCCUAUGGUCCCUGAUCCCCCUGGAAGAGCUUGUCCCCACCAGGCACCUACAGAAAGACACACGGGGAGGUCACAGCAGCUGGGGCCCUCUGUGUGGGUAUGGAUGGUGCGAGCAGCACACCUGGAUAGAGGAAGAGAUGCUCUCACUUCCUUUGGGGCCACUUGAACCCUCUCUCUUCCCCCUGGUUGGUCAGGAUGGCUUCUCAGAGGGUGUACAGUGCAAGGAAGAAAACUCAGACCACUCUGCUCCUGCUGCACAUGCGCCAAGGCCUUGCGUUCCCAGGUAGUCUACUGACAUGACGAUAAGCAGCUUGUGGGCUGUGAGCCAACUCAGAAGCUUCUGCCUGGCCCACCUCUGAGUUCAGGAUCCUUGGCUUGCUGUUUUGCUAAUGUGAGAUGAGUUGAAGACCCAAUCCCCUGUUUUCAUGUCUAUGGACCCCGUCCCAUACCCCAUACACCGGUCAGGGCUAAGUUUCCCUUCUCUUCUUACUUUUAUACACGGUUAUCUCUAGCUCCUUGACACUCUGCCUUGGCCACUGAUGCAUAGUGAUGCAUCUCUCCCACAUGGCUGCUUGGGGCAGAGAGCUCAGUCUGUGAGUGUCAUGGGACCCUCCCACAGCCCACAGUCCUUGCUUGGUGGGUGCAGACGCUCAGUACCUGAGAGGGUAGGGAGAAUGGUGGGUUCUGAGCUGCCUGAGGGUAAAAUGAGCCAGCAUGCUGGUAGGAACUGGGAGAGCAUUUCCCUAGUGUUUGGAAAGUGCUGCACCGAGCUACAGGCCUGCCUGGCAUCAAGGGGCAGCCACAGGCCACGUUCCUGCAGAACUUCACCUGUGCAAGCCCACUAUUGCUCGGUAGAAUGCCCAGGGCUGGAAGCCAUCCUCACUUGGUCCCAAUUCCAACACUAACAACUCUGGCUGUGUAGUUUCUAGAGAUGCUUAUGGUAGACAGUCCUGACCCGGUCCUGAGUUUAGAUCUAAGUGUGUUCACUCCAGUCUCAGAGAUUUCCUGCUGCCCAGAAAAUGACAGGUGCCAAAUACUGUAUGACCCAGCAGGGCCAGCCUCUGGCCAGGCCUCCCUCUGCACUCUGCCCUAAGUGCUACCUCUGCUUCCAGCAACCUAGACCUUGCCCUCCACAGUGAGCAUAAGUGUUAUUUUGUUUUCAAAGCCAUAAAAUGGCUUUUGGAACAAGAAGUCUUUCUCAGUGAAAUAAAAAUAAGCUUUUGGUGGCCUUUAGUUUAUGAAUUUGGAGUUUGGGGAUUUGUUUGCCUUCUUCUUUAUGAAGAAAAAUGUGUAUUUUCUGUGAUGCCACUGGAGAUGAGCACCUUAACAGUGGAGUUGCCUCAUGUCUAGGCUAUGCUAGGCACCAAGGGGAAAUAGGAGAAACCAGAUACGGUCCUUGUUCAAAGCCAGAGGAGGAAGCUCUAGUAGUGUUGAAUGAUCCUUGUUUGCAAAGGGGCUUGUACACUCGCCCCUUCCAUUCUUGGAAGCCAGACUCCGAUGUGUCCUGGUCCUGAGUUUGUCCUAGCGAGGUAGUCUCAGCCUGGAUUGGACAGGAAAGAGGUACUCGGCCUUUGUUUCUUCUGUGACUACAGAACUUGCAGGCACCCCUCACCCGGCAAUCAGCUGACUUUCUUCAGAAGAGAGCCAGAGGGACCAUGUGGGCCUUUGACUAAAGACACAGUGCACCACACUGAGGCUCCACCACCGUGGGCUGGGGGAGGUGACAGUGGCCAAGGAUGAUUCUAGAAUACUCUGCCUUGCAUAACAUUCCUCCCUGGUUUUGUUUCUAGUUUUGGUUUCAGGGAUUAAGAGCACCAACAUUAACAACUGUAUGGCUGUUCUCACUUCUUUCCAGUUUAUCAAGAUCAAUCCUUUUAUUAUUUUAUGAAUAGUGAGUGUUAUAGGCAAUGAAGGUUCUGACCACUAACUUAUACUGAGGAACCAAAACCUCUGUGUCAAUAAAAUGGCUGGGGUUCUGCAGGUCAUCCACAAUAGCAGGUAUCAGUGUUCUACCAUCUUCAGCCCGGAGAUGAGGCAGCCUCCAAAAGCAAGUUCUGGUCAACUCUUCCUUGGCAGUACUUGGUCCAACCAAUGAAUGGCCUGUGCUCAAAGAGUGGACAUGCAUCUGUCUGGGCCCAUCUGCCCCUAACAUUUAAAACCUGUCACCUAAAGAACAAGGCAGUUAUCUAACAGCACUCACCAGAAGCCAGGCUCUUUGUAUUGCCAGAAAGAGGUUUGACCAUAGGGUUGUAUGUGCUAAUUGCCAGGGGGCCUUUCUUCCCUGUCACCGUCAAAUCUGAUGCACAAACUGCAUGUUGCACACAGCUGGAGCCUCAGCUACUCAGAAGGCUGAGGCAGGAAGGAUUGUUUGAGGUUGGGAGCUGAAGUUGCCUGGGGAAAGUAGAACCUAGAUGGCUGAAUGAAUGAAUGAGUUGGCCAAAUUCUAGGUUCUUGGGAGCUACAUGAGUGUCUACUUUUUCUCUUUGCUGCUGGAAGUCUGGAGCAGCGUGAGGAGCACCACACAAGGUUCUGGCUCCUUUGUACACACGGGUGUGCGUGGGGCUUGUGGCAGACCUAGGUUGAUGGUCAAGCAGCUGGCCAGAGCCUGCAGGGUUUUUACUUCAGCAAAUGGGUUUUGCAGGCUACAUAGGGAUGAGCAGCUGGCCUCCUUUAGCAAUAUGUUUGCUUCGAGGGGAAAAAAAAGACUUCACAAGCAGACUUCAGUGAACAAUAAGCACUUAAUCAUCUCUUUAGCCUUUCUUCUUAUGGAUGUGACCAGUGUUGUGGGUAAUCAUUUGUAUUUCUUGAAUGUUCUCUAUGACUAACAGUUAUUAAGUGGAUUGUGUAUAUGUGUAACUAAUGUAAUUGCCUUUUAAAUUUCAUUACAAUAAAGUAACUUUGCUCUGAA
Molecule: messenger RNA, 6140 nt
Organism: Perognathus longimembris pacificus (Pacific pocket mouse)
Lineage: Eukaryota; Metazoa; Chordata; Mammalia; Rodentia; Heteromyidae
Gene: Arnt2
Product: aryl hydrocarbon receptor nuclear translocator 2
Exons: 19
Coding region: 142-2295 (717 amino acids)
Biological process (GO): regulation of transcription by RNA polymerase II
Cellular component (GO): aryl hydrocarbon receptor complex; transcription regulator complex; cytoplasm
Molecular function (GO): protein dimerization activity; RNA polymerase II cis-regulatory region sequence-specific DNA binding; DNA-binding transcription factor activity, RNA polymerase II-specific
Source: RefSeq, a predicted model, not a curated record